Phytophthora nicotianae INRA-310 is the source of this 327-nucleotide messenger RNA. RefSeq lists its product as hypothetical. The record is from RefSeq and is a predicted model, not a curated record. The transcript has a single exon. NCBI's taxonomy places the organism in Eukaryota, Oomycota, Peronosporomycetes, Peronosporales, Peronosporaceae. Gene Ontology annotation, molecular function: nucleic acid binding; zinc ion binding. Bases 1 to 327 code for a protein of 108 amino acids.
AUGCUCCGUGAGAAGCUGUGCAAGUUGACGCAGAUGGGCACACUACAUGACUACAUCGACGCCUUUCAGGACAUUCUCAUACAAUGUCCAAUGCCCAUCUCAGCAUUAGAAAUGCGGUUCUAUUUCCAACAAGGCCUCCGUAAAGAGACAAACAACCAUCUCAGUGAACACCAUCCAGCUACUUUGGAAGAGACCAUUCAGCUGGCACUACGCUUCGACCAUGGGCUGCAACGCCCGGCUCAAGCCUCUUCGGACUGGGAGAAGACGGCCACUUGCCACCGAUGCAAGGCUGUGGGCCAUAUCGCACCGAACUGUCCAAUCAAGUAG